Molecule: messenger RNA, 447 nt
Organism: Aplysia californica (California sea hare)
Lineage: Eukaryota; Metazoa; Mollusca; Gastropoda; Aplysiida; Aplysiidae
Exons: 1
Coding region: 1-447 (148 amino acids)
Source: RefSeq, a predicted model, not a curated record
AUGACAGCAAGAUCCCACACUCCCUCACCACACCCCACACCCGGAUCUCGCACCCCACACCACACAACCCACAUCCGACUCCCACACCCCCACCCUAUAACCCCACUCCACACCCACAUACGCACCGCACAUGCCACACCCCACAUCCCACACCCCACACCCUACACCUCACACAUAUCCUACACCCCACACCCAGACUUCACACCCCCACCUCACAUUCCACACCUCACACCUACACAUCACAUCCCAUACCUCACACCCACACCCCACAUCUCACACCCACACCCCACACUCACACGUCACACCCCACCCACACCUCACACCCCAUACCCAACACCCCACCCCACACCUCACACCCACACCUCACAUCCCACACCUCACACCCGACGCACCACACACUACACACCACACCUCACACCUCACACUUUAUACACCACGCACACCUGA